This is a messenger RNA of Larimichthys crocea (large yellow croaker), 1273 nucleotides long. RefSeq names its product MICOS complex subunit MIC26. Gene Ontology annotation, cellular component: MICOS complex. Bases 97 to 687 code for a protein of 196 amino acids. The transcript has a single exon. Gene Ontology annotation, biological process: cristae formation. NCBI's taxonomy places the organism in Eukaryota, Metazoa, Chordata, Actinopteri, Sciaenidae. The record is from RefSeq and is a predicted model, not a curated record.
GUAAUAAAAACAACAGAGAGGCGGCGUGAUUCCCGCUUCGACCUGCAGCCCUGUCCCUCCCCGGACCCCGUAGUGCACGCAUGGCCCGCAGGGAUCAUGUUGAAGGUGACAGGUAGUGCCAUGCCGGCGGCGAUCACUUUGUUUCCGUUCACCGUCUCUGCUGCAGCCGCUGACGGGGAGAAAGAGGAGGCGGCACCGUUACACCGGGACGAACUGUCUCUGUACGCGGCUCCUCCUCAGCAGAAGAGCCGGUAUGUGGAGCCCGAAGCGGGUCACCUGGAGGAGAGUGUCGCCACCCUCAGGAAGACAGCAGAGCCGUACACGGAUCGGUGUCGGGGCACCUACGACAAAAUUAAACCCAAAGUUCAAAGUGUCGUCCGGUUCGGGAACGACGCCUACAACUACUUGAAGAACCCGCCGAAGGAGUUCUAUCCUCGGGCAGGAGUGAUCGGCUUCACCGGUGUGCUGGGGCUCUUUCUUGGCAGAGGCUCCAGGAUUAAAAAGCUCAUCUACCCGGCGGCCCUGAUGACCGUGAGCGCCUCCCUGUACUACCCGGAGCAGGCUGCGGGCAUCGCAAAGUCAACCGGGGACUCGGUGUAUGACCGGGCCGUGCAGAGCUACGCAGCCCUGGAGAGGAUCGUGAAGCCUCAGAGCAAAGCUGCAGAAGACCCGGAGACUAAACCCUGAGGAUCACAUGCAACAACCCAGCAAUAACUAAUCAGCAUUUCUGUUUCUGCAAGAUUGACAUGCGCUGCCUAGACACACUCUGUGUGUGUGUGUGUGAGACUUUUCAUGCCCACUUUUUGCACUAAAGCUUCACAUGCAACUCAGGCCAGGCAUGGCCUGUCACUGGAGGCUUGACUGACUGACUUCUGCUUCUGAUCUGAAUGUAUAUUUAUGUAGAGGAUGAAUAAAAAUCAAUGAUGUUACUUGAAAAUCUUAAACACAGGUUUGUUUCUGCACUGUUUAAUCAAUUACAAGUGAAACAAUUAUUCAAUUAUGCAACUAUUUGUCAUUUUUUCUUGAAAACUGUCAAAUGUUUGAUGAACUAAACUGAAUCUCUCCAGGUUUUGGACUCUUCUCGUGUUUUAUAAACCACAAUCAGUCGAUUAUUUGGCUAUUUUAUUGGCAAAUGAACUGAUAAGUAAUAUAAUAUCAUAAACAAGUCGUAUUAUUUGUGAUUUCAACAUUACCCGAGGACAACGUCUGGAAGCCGAUAUGACUGUUUAACAUCUUUAUUUAUCUCAGUCAAAAAAAAAAAAAAAAAAAAAAA